GACCCAGCUGCAGUGGGGGAAGCCAUUGCACUUGCUGCCUUGACUACAGCAUUGGGUUCUGCUGGUUUCCACUUGGGACUGAGGAGCAGGAACGUAAUGGUUCCAGCUGCUCCAAUCAGCUUCAUAAAUCCGUCCUCAUUUACACACCUAUGAAGUCUGAAGCCUUAGAACAGUUUCCCUUCCUUCUGCAGGGUGCCAGGAGACCUGGUGCUGAAAUUUAGCCUGCAGAGGUGUCAGCCUUGUAUUAGAGUUGGUGUUUUUGUGACACAGCGGGACACACGUUGGUCUGGUGUAACUUGUCCAAGGUUCCCCGAGUCCUGGCAUCCAGAGAGGGGCAAGGCAACACUCCCCACCCUGGGAAGGAACUCUGUGACGGGGUAGCACUGCACCUGCCAGUCAUGGCCUGCUGUUUGCAGGGCCCAGGAGCCUUGAACCACAGACUGUCCCAGAGUGAGGCUCUGCUACUGCAGCUCCCUCCCCAUCCCAGUGUGAAGCCAAGCCUGUGAUUUCCAGGCUUGGUUGAGGGGAAAUGCACAGUCUUUACACACCGAAAUAUUGAUGAGUAUCUUGCUCUUGCCUUUUGUGCAAAAUGCCACUCAAGGCACUGUGCCAUCCUCUCUGCUGAGCUCACAGCAUCAGCCCACGACAAGAAAGGUCCCAGAAAACAUUGACUCACUGCAUCCCAGCAUCCUGCCAGGGGACGUGUCUGCAGUGAGAUCUCCUCAGCUGGAGCGAGGUUUAAUGGAAUGGAUCACUGUGAGGCUGUUUUACCUUCCCUGAGUGUGCUGCCACCUGUGCUGCCUGCCAGGACAAGGGCUGGGGGGCACUGGGAUCGCUGCCAGUGCUGGGCAGGACACAGCUGGAGCUGGGGGUUUGCAUGUGCAGGAGGAGCUUUCUGGAGAAGCUUUCAGAUGAAAUUGCUGAGAAUUUUUGCCUGAAGCAAGGGAUGUUUCCCAUGUUUAAGACAAGCAGUAACCUGCAGUUAGAAGGAAGAAGGGACUGAAUUCACUCCAGAAGUAUUUCUCCAGGAUCUUUUUUUCAAGGAGGCAAAAUGAUGGUUCCUGCCUUGAACUGGAAGGUUUUUAAUUGGCACGGUUUGAAGAAAUGUUGGUGAAAGCAAGAGAAAGGAGAUAGAUGCUUAAAAAAACCCUAUCUGAAUGGCACCUGAACAACCAGUUCAUUGCUGUUGAAAACUAUUUGUGGAGAGACCAGAGGAGAGGUCCUUGUCCCAGCUGCAGGAAAAACCUUAUUUAAGGGACCAAGAAAGAAGACAAAGAGGAGAAGGUGAGAUGGUCCCAGGAGGCUCUGCUUUCAGCAUAUGUCGUUUUCCGAGGCUUCUCUGUGCCGAAUGCUUCUGUGUCCCAUCUGCUACCACACCCUGAAAUCAAACUCGGCAGCUUAGGUGCACCAGGCACUGUACAAACAUGUCAGACUUGCCUCCACCCCUUUUUCUACUCCCGCUUUUUCCUGCCGUCUUUCUCUCUCAAGUUUAUCGGCGUGUCAGCGGAUUCUGGUGGCGGAGCAUUCCCACCUCACCUCUGGGCACAGAGCAAUGAGGAGUCAGGGCCCAGCAACACUGUCCUCCAAUCGGCUUUGCUGCAUGACAGUGGGAGAGUUUGCCUCCAGACCCUUCUUGCUCCUCUCCCUUGGAAUUGUCCACCACCAGCAUUGUUGCAACAGGACUGCCAGACACUAGUGCUUUAAUGCAUUUGGGGACAGAGCACUGAAAAACAGAAGAGAAAUUUGUGUUCCUCCGGUCCUGUAGGAAGAGUUCUCCUCCUCUCCCUCCCCUCUCGGAGCUGGCCAGAGCAGUUUGGCGGAUGAGCUGCGGGAGGACUUGGAAAUGAUGGGACUGGCUUUGCUGAGCCCGGGGCCGGAGCGUUCCCUCCGCUCCGGGCGGGAGGAAUGUAGGGAGCUGUGUCCAGAUCCGCGAUAGCGGCGCGAGGAGCCGAUGACCGAUCCCUCCCCCUGCUCUGGAUCCGCUGGCUGUGGGAUUUUUUUUCCCGUGCUCACUGGCAGAUGUGACAGCUUUGGGAACUGUAUCAUCCAGGAACAGCUAUAUCUGGAGUUGAAAAACCUAACGUGGUUUCCCAGGCAGCAGGAAUGGAUCGCUGAGAGAAUUUCAAUCUCCGACUGCUUUUGUCUUGUGUAACCAGUGAGAAGACAACCUGAGCCCUGUUCAUAACCACCUUUCAUUCCAGGCUUGUAGUGGCAUCAACACUCUCACUGGCUGGACUCCAGAGCCAUUUAACCUAGGCGUCAUGUUCCGCAAGAAGAAGAAGAAACGCCCGGAGAUCUCGGCUCCGCAGAACUUUGAGCACCGUGUCCACACCUCGUUUGACCCAAAGGAGGGCAAAUUUGUGGGCCUGCCCCCGCAAUGGCAGAACAUUCUGGACACGCUGAGGCGCCCCAAGCCAGUGGUAGAUCCUUCGAGGAUCACGAGGAUGCAGCUCCAGCCCAUGAAGACCGUGGUACGGGGCAGCACUGUGGAAGUGGAAGGCUACAUCUCGGGGCUGCUCAACGACAUCCAGAAGCUCUCUGCCAUCAGCUCGAACACCCUGAGGGGCAGGAGCCCCACCAGCAGGAGGAGAGCCCAGUCCCUGGGGCUCCUCGGGGACGAGAGACCCCCGGACAUGUAUCUCCAGAGUCCUGAAGCAGACUGGGCAGACAAGUAUGGGAACUACCUCAGCUGCAAUGGUGGCUCCAAGGUGGCCCGGAGGCAGACCAUGUGGCCGGACUACAAAGCCCGGCUGGAAGGCCAGUCCCAUCCCAACGGGAUGGUGACAAAAGCGCAGUCCCUGGGCCCGGCGGAGUUCCAGGAUGCCGACGGCAGCUGCCUCCAGCGCACCCCUGCGCUGCAGCACGUGCCGACUGUGCCGGGGGACAGCGACGCCGGGCCGAGGAGCCCGGAGGAGGGCUGGGCCCAGCGAGCAGCCGGCUCCAGGCCCUCGGGGGAGGGCAGCCCCAGCUCCAAAUCCCGGGAGAACAGCCUCAAGAGGAGGCUGUUGCGCAGCGUUUUCCCCUCAUCCAGCGCCUCAAACAAGCCGGGCUCUUCCCUGCAGAUCAAGCCUAACGCUUUCUUCAGGCCCCAGCAGUGGGGCUCCCCGCGCAGCCCCGCAGCCAAAGCCCAGUCUCUCCCGCCAGAUCCGCCCGCCUCCGAUUUCCCCAGGGGGGUCUCGGAAGCCGAGACCCCCCAGAAGUCCCCGCCAGUGGAGAAGGCGGCGGCAGUGCCCUUGAGCCGGCCCUCGCCAGCCGGGUCCCCCCGCAGCCGGCACACCCAGACCAGCUCCAGCAACCUCCACCUGCCCCCGGACUCCGCUGGGAAGGGGCAGCCGGCCGGCGAGGACCCCGUGGUGGUGACCCACGAGCAGUUCAAAGCUGCCCUGAGGAUGGUCGUGGACCAGGGGGAUCCGCGGGCGAUGCUGGAGAACUACGUCAAGAUCGGGGAGGGCUCCACGGGCAUCGUGUGCAUCGCGCGGGAGAAGCACUCGGGGCGCCAGGUGGCCGUGAAAAUGAUGGACCUGAGGAAGCAGCAGCGCCGGGAGCUCCUCUUCAACGAGGUGGUGAUAAUGAGGGACUAUCAGCACGUCAAUGUCGUGGAGAUGUACAAGAGCUACCUCGUGGGAGAGGAGCUCUGGGUACUGAUGGAGUUCCUGCAGGGGGGAGCCCUCACAGACAUUGUGUCUCAAAUCAGGCUGAACGAGGAGCAGAUUGCCACGGUGUGUGAGUCGGUGCUGCAGGCUCUGUCCUACCUCCAUGCCCAGGGGGUCAUUCACCGGGACAUCAAGAGUGACUCCAUCCUUCUCACGCUGGAUGGCAGGGUCAAACUCUCAGAUUUUGGCUUCUGUGCUCAGAUCAGUAAAGAUGUACCCAAGAGAAAGUCCCUGGUGGGCACUCCCUACUGGAUGGCUCCAGAAGUCAUUGCCAGGAUACCAUACACCACCGAGGUGGAUAUCUGGUCCCUGGGGAUCAUGGUGAUAGAGAUGGUGGAUGGAGAACCCCCCUACUUUAGUGAUUCUCCAGUCCAGGCAAUGAAGAGACUCCGAGACAGUCCUCCUCCCAAACUGAAGAACUUCCACAGGACCUCCCCAGUUCUGAGAGACUUCUUGGAAAGGAUGUUGACACGGGAUCCCUUGGAAAGAGCAACAGCACAAGAACUUCUGGAUCAUCCCUUUUUGCUCCAGACAGGACUUCCAGAGUGUUUGGUGCCCCUUAUCCAACAGUACAGGAAGCGCACCUCCACCUGCUGACUCUGCCUGAGGGGAAAUUGUGGGGAAAAAGGAAUGUUUAUAAAAAAAAGAAAUCUAGAAAAUGAAGAGCCCAGGUGGUUUCAUCCUGUGAAUGGUGCUUGGAACUUGUCAGCGAUGGUUUUAGAGGAUGAGUCUGAAUCCUGUCCCUGCAUUUGCAGCCUUCUGGGGCUUCUCCUUUGCUGAAGACAAUCAAUACAGACUAGAUCCAGGUGAGACCAAGGAUAAAGCGGGUAUUCCAUGCCUUGGGAAUCACUGCUGCCGGAGGAUGGCGUUUGAAGCGGAGUCUGAAGUUGUGUAUCUGAAUGUCUGUGAGUUUCUGCACACCUUGGCUGCUGACCACUGAACUGGAGUGAUGUUUCCCAGUCAGAAAUGUGAUCUUUGCUUCCUUCAUUCUACACUGGAGUCCUGUGCUGACUCAUUUUGGGGCACAGACCCCUUUAAACUGUCAAACAAUGCACAAAGACUUGAAUUUUUUUCCUCUGAGACUUUUUCACAGACGAUUUUAAUUUCCUUGGGUUAAAUGUGGACCUGGAAACCUGCCCACACUUCCCUCGGGAGUGAUGUGAUAUGUAUAUAUUUGUUUCUAAGUGGCUCUCUUGCAUCAACAGGCUUCUCUUUUGCUGCGGAAUGUGUAUGGUUUAGUGGUCAAUCUUGAAUCCAUUUCAUGAUUUUAAGCUUCUGGAAACCCUUGAACACAGGCCUCCAAGUGGACUCUGUGAAGACCAGGUGCUCCCACCACCAGGUCCUUGUGCUUGACAGUUCACCACGUGCAAGACCUCUGGUGCUGGCUGGGGUGUGAGCAGCCUGCUCCUGGGGCUGCUUUCCAGGGGCCUUUCUUUCCCAGCUCCUUCUCCCAGGAGAGGCUGAGAAAUGCUGCCCUGAGGCAGUUGUUGGGUAGCAUUUUGGGGAUGCUGUAGGAGACAGAAUGGAAAAGUUUGAGCUGUGCUGCACAUCCCAGGAUUGAUCUCUGUGUUCGUGGGAGGUGUUUGUCCAACCUCCAUCUCCCUGCGGCUGCUGCAGGACGUGGGGAGACACCUCUGCUGUCUGGUUGUUGGUCUGCCCUUCCCCACCAGGCCUUGGCAUCUGAAAGGUUUCUGGUUGUCUAAACAGCUCUUUGAGUUCUUUUAACACAGUUUUAGGUAUUUUGUGUGCUACACUCUCUGGUCAGUGAGAUCCUCAAGGUAAUUGGACUCUAGGUCAGGAUUAGCAUUGUACAGUGACGGUGUGUGUUGUUGUGAGGUCUCAAGAAUAUGCUCUUGCAUGUGGAACUGGGAUUUUGUUUUGAAACUCCACAUGCAAAUGUACUGGAAUUUAAGUUAUUCUCGGGACAGUCCUUCUGUGCCAGAAACUAACCUCAGAACUGCAUUUUCUUCAGAAGAUGUUCAUAAUCUCUGUCCUCUGCUAUUUGCUCCAGUUACAGAUCCUGCUUCAAAAUUGAAGCCACAGUUGAUUACUUGAAGUAAUUUGGGACGGAAUUGAUCUGCACUGAUGCCAUCACAGGGUGGGCGCCCAGUCUGUGGAGCGUGUAGGUUGGCUCUGUAUCUGUGGGGAGGGAACACCUGUGGAGGGUGUUCUCAGACACCUGCUGAAGGAUGAAAUCACUCUCUCCCUCACCUGUGGCAGGUAGAGGGGUCACAGGGGGUUUGCCUAGACUGGAUGUCUAAGUUUGGGGCUGAUGGAGUUGAUUGAAAUUAAUUCAUUUAGCUCCUCCUUAGCUGCACUGGAAAAUUUUUGACUUAAAAUGUUUAUGUAUUACAGAUAUAUUACUCUUUUUUUUAUGCAAAAGAGCAGGGCUUGGAAAAGAUUUAUAAUUUGAAACAAACACUCCUGCUGGUCUGUAGUUGUGAAUCCUUUGCACUUGUGUUUUAAAUUAAAGUAGAUCUUGAUUUAUUCAUAA
This is a messenger RNA of Lepidothrix coronata (blue-crowned manakin), 6147 nucleotides long. RefSeq names its product p21 (RAC1) activated kinase 6 (gene PAK6). Gene Ontology annotation, molecular function: protein serine/threonine kinase activity; ATP binding. Gene Ontology annotation, biological process: intracellular signal transduction; protein phosphorylation; regulation of MAPK cascade. Bases 2262 to 4250 code for a protein of 662 amino acids. Gene Ontology annotation, cellular component: cytoplasm. The transcript is spliced from 16 exons. The record is from RefSeq and is a predicted model, not a curated record. NCBI's taxonomy places the organism in Eukaryota, Metazoa, Chordata, Aves, Passeriformes, Pipridae.